This is a messenger RNA of Dalotia coriaria, 4799 nucleotides long. RefSeq names its product protein patched (gene ptc). The transcript is spliced from 4 exons. Gene Ontology annotation, biological process: negative regulation of smoothened signaling pathway. Gene Ontology annotation, cellular component: plasma membrane. The record is from RefSeq and is a predicted model, not a curated record. Lineage: Eukaryota; Metazoa; Arthropoda; Insecta; Coleoptera; Staphylinidae. The coding region runs from base 749 to 4399 and encodes 1216 amino acids. Gene Ontology annotation, molecular function: hedgehog family protein binding; smoothened binding; hedgehog receptor activity.
UGGAGAAUUUACAUUCUAAGCCGGUGCGGCGUGUGUGGUCCGCGCUCGGUGCUCUUCGUGCCGGUCCGUCGCGGCGGCCAUUCGGGGUUCUUGCGCCGCGCAGAGCACUCGUGCGCACAGUGUUCAGCCAGACGCCGCAGUCGUCACUCGCGGGCCAAAUAUUCACCAAUCAGCACGACGACGUGCACAGUGUCAACUUGCUGGGUGUUAUCAAUCACACUGCACACAGUAAUCAUCUGCGAACAGCGUGCAGUAGUCAAGUUUGUUGUUAAACAAAAGCGCAACGCGUGUUUUGGGUUGCAGCCGUAGCCGAGUUGUGUGUGCGGCGCGACUUCGAGUGUGUGCUACGGGCGGACAUUGUUCAGUGCUCAGUGUGUUCAUGCUGCUGCGGGUUUUAGAAAGUGUUUUCGACACGCGUUUUUCUUACUCCAGAUUUCUUCCGGCGCAUAGAAAUGAAAAGAUGAGCGUGCCACAGUCGCUCGAAGAGUCAGUUGCGCACCCACGUCGGAAAAGCGUGCGCAGUGCGUAAGAAAGUAACGUCUGCUCACUGAUCAAAGCGCGCCGGCGGAAGCCGGAGACAUUCGUAUUCGCAUCGUCGCCGAAGACCACGGAAAGGAAACUAGUAAAACGCGCGUGGGAGCGAGACCGAGAGAUGUCACGAAGAAUUUUGGGACGAGCGCAGCACGGUGACAAGACCGCGCGCUAAUGCCAACCCUUUACGGUGGAUGCGGAUAGCAGCGCGCUGAGGAUGGCCGCCGCCACCACCGCCGACGCUUCCAUCGGUGAGUCGCAUGCCGACAUCGAACGGCACAAGAGCGACCUGUACACGCGGCCCGGCUGGUGCGAUGCCGCCGUCGCCCUACAACAAAUCGAACAGGGUAAGGCAACUGGAGAUCGUGGAAUAUUAUGGCUGCGAGCGCGAGCACAGCGGCAGUUGUAUGCGCUGGGGCGCUUCCUGGACGCGCACGCUGGAAAGGUGCUCUUCGUGGCGUUGCUGGUGAUCGCGACGUUCUGCGUGGGUUUGAAGAGCUCCACGUUCCACUCGAACAUCGAACAGCUGUGGGCGGAGCCGGUGGUCGUUGAGGAUGCGACGGCGCCGACGUUUUCCGCGCCGCCACCAUCGUCGGAGGUGUUGUCCACGCACCAGAUGGUUGUGCAGACGGCGCUGGAUCCGGACGCUAGUCUUUUACACCCGAAUGGGCUGCUGGAGCAUCUUGGGAUGAUCAAACGCGCCGCGCAGGUUACGGUCACCAUGUUUGAUAUCACCUGGCGGCUUACGGACAUCUGCCAGAAGGCGAGCGCGCCCAACUUUGAUAUGCACUAUAUUGAUCAGAUUGUUGAAAGUGUCCUGCCCUGUUCGUUUGUUACACCGCUUGAUUGCUUCUGGGAGGGUUCGAAAUUACUUGGGCCUGCUUACCCUGUUCAUAUACCAUUUGGUGUAGGCGAUAAAGUAAAAUGGACGAACCUAAAUCCCCAGCAGUUAAUGCUGGAAAUCAAAGAAAAGAAAGUUAAUUUCGACUAUCAAAUCCUGGAGGACUUCUUCCGGCGGUCGGGGAUCUCCGCAGGAUACCAGGAGAAGCCAUGUUUGAAUCCGAAAGACCCCGAAUGCCCGUCGACGGCACCCAACCGCAAUUCUAGUCAGCUCGUCGACAUCGGCGCCGAACUCACCAGCGGCUGUUACGGCUUCGCUGCGAAAUACAUGCACUGGCCGGAGGACCUCAUCGUCGGCGGCGCGGUCAAAAACAAAACCGGGCACAUCAAACAAGCGAAAGCCUUACAAACCGUUGUACAACUUAUGGGCGAGCAUGAACUCUACGACUUUUAUUCCGAGACUUAUAAGGUGCACCAUAUUGGUUGGACGCAGGAUAAAGCCGCGACAGUAUUACGCGGUUGGCAGAAACGCUUCGCGCAGGAAGUCGAACAUCUCACCAAGAGUAAUUCAUCGGGGUCGUAUUCGUUUAAUACAUUCUCAACGGCUACGUUGAAUAAGGGACUCGCGGAGCAUUCACAGAUUGAUUUUGUGAAACUUGGUGCCGUUUUGGCAGUAGCUGCGUUUUACGCGUGGAUUGUCCACUCUGGUCUGGCGGCCAUGUGUGUGAUGAUUCUUGCUUGCGGCGCGGCGGCCGGUUUGGGUUUCUGUAGUCUGCUGGGCUUACCGAUGAAUCUACUGACGACGCACGUGUUGCCUUUUCUUAGUGUGGGGUUGUCAUUAAGGGACAUGUUUUCUUUGCUGGCGACACACAAUAAGAAACUGGCACCGCCGGAGUUGUUGCAAAGGACUGGGCCGACGAUUCUCAUCGGUGGGAUGUGCCAGGGUGUUGUUUUCUUGAUUGCUGCGAGUAUUCCCUUUCCGGCGUUGAGGAUAUUUUGCCUGCAAAGCGCGGUGCUGACUGUUUUUCACUACGCGACGAUUUUGUUUGUCAUGCCGACACUGAUUGCGCUGCACAUGCGGUGCAAAAAGGCAGCGGUUCCAUGCUUCAGACAUGAUACAAAAGGGUUGUCUAUGAAUAACAACAAUGAAAGGGACCAUGAAGCGAAUCUUCUAACUUCGGAAUUCAUCUGCCAUCAAAAACGUAGUUUGUUAACGUGGUUAGUUAACAAAUAUUUGACAUUCUUCAUCUUCAAACCAGCGAUACGCGUGUUUCUUAUCAUCAUCUACGCAGGCCUCAUUGUUUUCUGCGUAUUGGAAGGUCUCAAAGUGGAAUUCGAUGUAAAAUUAUCAAGUUUUCUACCACGUAACACGCAAGAAUAUCGCUACCUGGAAGCACAAAACAAACACUUUGGAUUUUACAACUUCUACCUCGUCACCACCGAAUUCGAAUACCCAUUAAAUCAACCCUUAAUGUAUGAAUAUCACGCAUCUCUAGCUCAAGUCCCAAAUGUCUUGAAAGACUCCAAUGGUGGCUUGAACAACAACGAUUUCUGGCUCGCGAAUUUCCGCGAUUAUCUCGCUGAUCUCCAAACGGAAUUCGAUCUUAAUCGAGAGCGACAUUGUUUAACCAGCGAGAAAUGGUUCGCAAACGCAACGGAGAAAGCGGUAUUAGCGUUUAAAUUACUUGCGCAGACCGGCAUCGUCGAAUUUCCCGUGGAUAAGAGUCAGAUAUUCAAUAAGAAGUUAGUUGCGGGUAAAAUUAUUGACCCCAACGCUUUCUACAACUAUUUAUCCGUGUGGAACUCCAAUGAUGAGAUUUCGUACUCCAGUUCACAGGCGAAUCUGACGCCGAAACCUUUGCAGUAUUACAGCUCAAAGACUGAGUUUGAUUUGAAGAUUCCCAAGUCACAACCGCUGAAAUACACGCAGAUGCCGUUUUAUUUGAAGAAUCUCAGGACGACAAACAAGAUUAUUGAAACUUUACGCAAAAUUCUUGCUAUUUCGGAUGAAUUCAACUCGAAGGGACUGAAAAAUUACCCGGUUGGAUUGAUUUUCGCGUAUUUCAACCAGUUCUUGUUAUUGGAUAGAUUACUGGUUGUGCAGUUAGUCGUCACAGUAUUAGCUGUGGUGUUGUGUAUCAGCGCGUUGAUCCACUGGAGCAAAUUACUUUGUUUGAUUGCAAGUCUUUUGUUCAGUGUAUUAGUAUUAUGCUUUUUGAGCAUCAACGGUUUGACUGGCACUGUUGGCGCGUUGCAUUUCAUCGUCGUGGCUCGUAAUGUCAUGCUGAUCAUGUACGGCUUUCAAACUGCGAUGGGCAGCCGCGAAAGACGUCUGCGCAUGGCGAUUGAAAUGCACGUGGAGACCCUACUUAAAGGUGAUGUGGGGUUGUUACUCUGCGUGGCUGUAAUGGCGUUGUCUAACUUCGAAUUCAUCCGGUGUCAUAUGUGCCACACGCUUUUUGUAUCAACUGGAGCGUCCAUGGUUAAUGUAAUGGUAUUUUUCCCGACUUUACUGUCGAUUCUGGGCCCGCGUGGAGAAUUACAACAUUUAGAACAUUUGGAGCGAAUAUCCACACCUCCGCCCAAGAUGGCGGCGACGCAAUCUCGACAGAGCUACUCCAAGCAAUCAUCGCGCAGAUCCGCGCCUACGAAAGCUACAAGAGAGCCUAGUUUAACGACAAUCACCGAAGAAAGUUGCAAUCAAAGUAUUGUAGUCGAACCGCAGGUGACAGUAGAAUAUUCAUCACCUGAAUCGAGUUCAAGUGGACAUGGUGGUCCUUACACCACCAAAGUAACAGCCACAGCUAAUAUUAAGGUGGAGCUGAUUGCGCCUGUGUAUCGCAGCAGUAAGUGCAAACCGCAUCGCUCUUCGUCAUCGAGCAGUAAACAUAGUUGUUCGGGUAGCUCAUGCAAAAGACAUUCGUGUAGGUGCUGCAAGAACGAGAAGGAAAACACUGACAGUGACAGUAGUGCAAGUGCUGAAAACGCAGAUUGCGCCGGCGAUCAAUGUACAAACUCGCGUAGCUAACAAAAAUGUAAAACAAUUUCUCCGGACUGAAUACACGUUGUUUAUUUUUUUGUUUUCGCUAAUCGACUGAAGUUGUUUCGACUGUAUUAAUCUUUAUAUCUCUUGUGUAGAGUUGCUGGAAAUUAUUGAGCAGAGAGCAAAAAUAUUUUAUGAAAAUUGUACUGUAUUAUAGAGCGCUAAUUUAGUAUUCAUAAUUCUCUUGUAUCAUAAACCUGUGUAUAUUGCAUAUAUGUAUACCAUUCAUUUAUUUAUUCGACGAAAAAGACAGACAUUUGUAAGAUAUCGCAUCAUCGACGAGAGUGAUGAGAAAGAGCACGUUUAUUCAUAGUUCUUAUUUAUGAAAUCGUAAUUUCUAAGUAAUAAUUCGAUCACCAUUUUUUUAAAUAAAUAUUAAUUCAUA